Callorhinchus milii (elephant shark) is the source of this 1471-nucleotide messenger RNA. RefSeq names its product pirin (gene pir). The record is from RefSeq and is a predicted model, not a curated record. NCBI's taxonomy places the organism in Eukaryota, Metazoa, Chordata, Chondrichthyes, Chimaeriformes, Callorhinchidae. The coding region runs from base 159 to 1031 and encodes 290 amino acids. The transcript is spliced from 10 exons. Gene Ontology annotation, biological process: monocyte differentiation. Gene Ontology annotation, cellular component: nucleus. Gene Ontology annotation, molecular function: quercetin 2,3-dioxygenase activity.
CUGGCCACGUGAUAAGCAGGUCAUUGUGUAACUUAUAGCUUCUUGGCCAAGGUUUACAUGAGAAAUCCUGACAGAGCUGAGAAGGGUCGAGGUUACUUAAUAUACUGGCGUCUAAAUACAACACUUGACACGUUCUAGCUGUUUGCACAGAGCCUGCAAUGUCUGUCAGAAGAGUUCUCCAAACACUUCUGAGUGUAGAGCAGUCUGAAGGAGUGGGUGCUCGAGUGCGGCGAAGCAUUGGGAGACCAGAACUGAAAAACUUGGAUCCAUUCUUGAUGCUGGAUGAGUUUAAUGUUUCCAAACCUGCAGGAUUUCCUGACCACCCUCACAGGGGCUUUGAAACUGUAACCUACUUGCUGAGUGGAAGCAUUGCCCAUGAAGACUUUUGUGGUCAUAAAGGAACCAUUUACCCAGGAGACUUACAGUGGAUGACAGCCGGUCGUGGGGUGGUCCAUUGUGAGAUGCCGUCCUCGGAUGAACCAGUGCAAGGCCUUCAGCUCUGGAUCAACUUGAAAAGUUCAGAGAAGAUGGUGCCACCUCAGUACCAGGAAUUGAAGAGUAAAUCCAUUCCGAAAUGUAGCCAUAAUGGUGUUGACGUGAUUGUUAUCUCAGGUGAAUCCCUUGGAGUUAAGUCAAAGAUCUACACACGCACUCCAACAAUGUAUCUGGAUGUUAAACUGAGCAAAGGAGCCAGACAUGUGCAGGCUGUUCCAAAAGGAUGGACAGCAUUUAUUUAUACACUCGCAGGAACUGUCUACCUUGGUCCAGACGAUGAUCAAAGAAAAGUUGAGCCUCACUACACGGUUGUAUUUGAUGAUGGAGAAAAUGUCCAAAUGGAAAAUAAGGAUAGUGAAGUCGCUCACUUUGUGUUGAUUGCUGGUAAACCUAUCAAUGAGCCAAUUGUAAAGCAUGGUCCAUUUGUGAUGACUUCUGAGGAAGAAAUUACACAGGUUUUAGAGGACUACCGAACUGGUAAAAACGGAUUUGAAAAGGCAAAAACCUGGAAGUCGAAGGCUAUUUCUAAGAGUUAAAAAUGAAAUGUGAAGAAUUACUACAUGCAGCACUUUAACACAAUUAAAAUGCAUUUCCUGUUUCUAUUCUAUUUCCUAAUUCUGUAAGGUUAUUAUGCUGAUGGAUUUUAUAACCAGUGUACUGUACUUUAUAUUGCAAAAUAUUAUAGCUCUUUGUUGCAUGUAAAAAAAAUCCAAUAUAUCAAAAUUAAAAGUAAAUGUUUUCUGUACAGUAGCAAAGCCGUGAGGCUGCACCUCACUUGGGGAGAGCCAAGUAAGUCCAGUAAAGACGGAAUGGAAAAUAGUCAUUGGUAAGUAAAUAAGCUAAUUGAAGGCAGCAGCCUCUUCAGUAGAACUGUUUGUAUGGAGAUACCAGGAUCAAAUGGAAAAAUACACCUUUUUUUAUUUGGUGAUAGUUUGUUCUGAUCUAUGCAUGAAUAAAAUGCUUAUUUUAGUUCCAA